GCAUCAACUUUGCAAUGAUGCAGAAAGUGAAAAAAUAUUCUUUCGCCAAAAUAUUUUCGCGCGAACAGUACGAACACACACAAAUUUCUGCAAAAUACUGUCAAUAAUCUGGUAACACAAAUGCUGCAACACUGCUCUCACUCUUUUGUUUUUAUUUGUAUUUUGUAUCUCUCAUUCUCUCUCACAUCCCCGGUGGUCCAUUGCGUCGCCGCUUGUCAAUCUCAUUUAUUAUUUGGCGUUUGUUGCCGCGUUAUAAAGCAUUUUUAGUUUUCCUUCUAUUUUUCGUUUUAAUUGAUAUUAAGUGCACGUUUAAGCUAUAAUUUUGACAAAAAAAUGUUAUUCUGAAAAUAGAAAACAUUUAUUUUGCCACCCGUCUGCUAAUAGUACAGAGGAAUGUCUACAGCGAUAAAGUUGAAUUGUUUUCGGGCUGUGGACAAAUGGAGUGCAUCACGGUUUGCCUUUUAUUUGGGUUUAACUUUCUAUUUUCAACUACAAACUACGCUUGCCGAUAUUUCCUCAAAGAGUAGUAACGCACUCGCUGGCACAUUCACACCCCCCACUUUGUCCAUACAAACUGAUUUGGAGCCUAUAAAUGGUACAAUAAAUUAUCGUAUAAAUGGCAAAAAUAAUCGUGACAAUAAACCUUGGUUUGACGGCCGCGGACUGGAUAUGCAGCACACGCAGUGCGUGCGUCAUGGACGUUGCGAGAAGCUCGCUGUUAAUAGCACUUGCCUGGGUGCUAAAAUUCCAUACAAUUUUACCAGCUUAGAUCUCACCGACUACCAGAGCAAGGAACAAAUGUUGAAGCAUUUAAAUAGUUAUCGUGCGCUGAGACAUGUACCGAAAUGUUGGGCUGUAAUUCAACCAUUUCUUUGCUCUGUAUUCAUGCCGAAAUGUGAAGAAAUCAAUGGCAAGGAAAUGGUUUAUCUGCCUUCGGUUGAAAUGUGUCGCAAAACUUUGGAACCGUGUCGAAUUCUUUACAAUACAACAUUUUUCCCCGAAUUUCUGCGUUGCAAUGAAACCUUAUUUCCGCCGAAGUGCACGAACGAUGUGCAAGAAAUGAAAUUCAAUGCUACAGGCAGCUGCCUUGCACCGCUGGUACCGGUCGACUCAAGUAGUAGCAACUAUCCUGGCAUUGAGGGUUGCGGUGUACAAUGCAAAGAUCCUUUGUAUACAGAUGAUGAGCAUCGACAAAUACAUAAAUUAAUUAGUUGGCUUGGUAUAAUAUGUUUCCUGGCGAACUUAUUCGUAGUGGCCACUUUCAUAAUUGAUUGGGAGAAUGCCAAUAAGUAUCCAGCGCUGAUUGUGUUCUACAUAAAUUUAUGCUUCAUGAUUGCAUGUUUGGGUUGGUUAGCACAAUUCACCCCCGGCUCACGUGAGGACAUUGUUUGCCGCAAAGAUGGCACCUUACGCCAUUCGGAGCCAACAGCUGGCGAAAAUCUCUCUUGUAUCGUCGUCUUUGUGCUGGUCUACUAUUUUCUCACCGCAGCCAUGGUUUGGUUUGUCUUCCUCACCUAUACGUGGCACCUACGGGCUGUAGGCAACGUCCAGGAUCGUAUAGAUAAGAAGGGCUCUUACUUUCAUUUGGUCGCUUGGUCACUACCGCUAGUGCUUACCAUCACCACCAUGGCGCUAAGUGAAGUUGAUGGCAAUAGUACGGUUGGUAUUUGCUUUGUUGGCUAUUUGAAUCAUCCCAUGCGCUCUGGCCUGUUGCUGGGACCAUUGUGUGGCAUUAUAUUGGUGGGAGGCUACUUUGUGAUACGCGGCAUGAUUAUGCUUUUUGGACUGAAACAUUUUGCAAACGACAUUAAAUCGACUUCGGCCAGCAAUAAGAUACAUCUAAUAAUUGUGAGAAUGGGACUCUGUGCGAUAUUUACGCUUAUUUUUAUACUAGCAUCCAUUGCGUGCCAUGUGAACGAGUUUAGAAACGCGCAUAAGUGGGCUGAGAGUCUGAGGAAAUUCAUAAUCUGCCGCAUUUCAACGGAAGAGCAAUGCAGAAUCGAAGUACGUCCCAGUAUUGCGCUGUUGCAGCUGCAUUUACUCUGUCUUUUUGGUUCGGGGAUUGUCAUGUCCACUUGGUGCUGGACACCGUCAUCGAUUGAAACUUGGCGACGCUACUUAAGAAAAAAAUGUGGCAAGGAAGUAGUCGAGGAAGUUAAAAUGCCCAAGCACAAAGUUAUCGCCCAAACUUGGGCCAAACGCAAAGAGUUCGAGGACAAAGGGAGGCUCUCUAUAACCCUUUAUAAUACGCAUACUGACCCUGUGGGUUUGAACUUCGAUGUAAAUGACUUGAAUUCUUCUGAGACGAAUGAAAUCAGUUCAACAUGGGCAAAUUACUUGCCGCAAUUUGUAAAACGGCGCAUGGCGUUGACGGGUGCGGGUGCCACAAACUCUUCCAGUCAAGGUCCGCGCAAAAAUUCACUUGACUCCGAAAUAAGUUUUAGCGUGCGACAUGUUUCAGUGGAAUCAAGGCGCAACUCUGUAGACUCUCAGGUAUCAGUUAAAAUUGCGGAGAUGAAAACAAAAGUUGCCUCGCGCACGCGUAAUGGUCAUCAUCAUCAUCAUCACCACAGCAGUAAGCAUUCAUCCGCCUCCAACAAGCGCUCACAAAAGCGCCGCGAUUUCAUGUCUGCGUCUACUACUGGGCGCAAAUAUAAUGGACGCCGAGAAAGCAGCACUUCUAUAGAAUCGCAAGUCAUUGCAUUGAAAAAAACCACAUAUCCGAACACAAGUCACAAAGUCGGCUUAUUCGCCCAACAAAGUACAAAAAAGCACCACACACAUGACGGCAAAAUGAUGAAAAGGCGCAGCGCAAAUGCAGGUUUGGACCCCGCCGAUAUCAGUGAGUUUUUGGCCAAAAACGGUCAAUUCCUAAUGCCUUUCCUUCAGCAACAAGCUGUGAGCAGUUCUUCCGAUGAGGAUAAUUCUCAUUCAUUCAAAAUACAGGAUUCACGCUUAGACGUAGUGCUAAAGCAGGAUCUAAGUGACGAUUACAACGACGGCGAAAAUACUGCAGCACAGCGUCACAGUGGACCACGAAUUGAAGAGAUAGACACAGAUACGCAUGAGCGUAAUGUUAAAAAACAAAUCGCCUUAGAAAAUUUACUAAAAAAUAUGCAAAUGUCCAAUGAAUCGGGCACAAAUCGCAAUUCACGCAACUCCACACGCAGCCGGCAUUCACGUCGAUCACAGGCUACCAGCACCGCUGCGGCUGCCACCGCCGUCAUUGUGAACACCAACAGUCGACGCUCGCAACGCAAUAACAAAGGCAGAAAGCACAGUUCUAUGCGCUCCAAUACUGCCGCCGCUACCGCCGCCGCAUUACACAACGCCAGCAAUGACGACGAAGAUCUGAAUAUAUCCGAUUUAAAUUUGCAUCUAGCACGCGAUCUCAAUUGUAAUGGCAUGGAUGACGCUGGCGAUUCCAUCACAUCCUCAUGCACUUCCUCUGAACUCGACCUACCGCUAGGUUUGACAAUGCACAGCUCCUAUUCGGGCCUGUCGACUGGCAAGCCAAAUUCGCGCAGCAGCAAAACAAGCUGCGAUGUGGGCAUACAAGCGAAUGCCUUCGAAAUAGCUACGCACAAUUUAGUAUCCUAUGAUGAGGAUGAACUCAAGUUGGCAAUGCGGCAAUUGAAUGGCAAGAAUGUGCGCCAGAAAAGUGAUUACGCCGAUGAAGCGUUAGAUGCCACCGAAAUGCACACGUUGUUGCCCAACAACAAACAUAAGGAAGCAAUGCUGCUAACCGAAUCAGAGAAAUUGAAAAUGUUGUUGCUACCAUCAAAGUAGAUGUGAGAAAGAGGAGAGGAUAGGGAAGAGAAAGAGAAAGAAGAGCAAGUAUGGCAGCUCAAGGAGAUCAGGCAGUUAAUAUUAAAGAUAAGCCUUAAAUAAUUGGCACUGAGAUGUAAAAGGUGCGCUAAUAGAGCGCGCAAAGUUUAGGACGUUGGACUCUUUAUUCAUGUAAGUUUGUAUUUAUUUUUAAAAGCACGGCAGCGCAGUUUUUAAUGGCGCAUAAGGGAAAAAAUUUACACCGAAUGCCCAAAGGUUAGAAUAA
This is a messenger RNA of Anastrepha ludens (Mexican fruit fly), 4054 nucleotides long. It is a transcript of the gene smo, whose product is annotated as protein smoothened. Gene Ontology annotation, biological process: positive regulation of smoothened signaling pathway; smoothened signaling pathway; central nervous system development. Bases 394 to 3789 code for a protein of 1131 amino acids. The transcript has 8 exons. The record is from RefSeq and is a predicted model, not a curated record. Lineage: Eukaryota; Metazoa; Arthropoda; Insecta; Diptera; Tephritidae. Gene Ontology annotation, cellular component: cilium; dendrite; plasma membrane. Gene Ontology annotation, molecular function: patched binding; transmembrane signaling receptor activity.